This is a messenger RNA of Chelonia mydas (Green sea turtle), 7039 nucleotides long. RefSeq names its product nicotinamide phosphoribosyltransferase (gene NAMPT). The transcript is spliced from 11 exons. The record is from RefSeq and is a predicted model, not a curated record. Gene Ontology annotation, biological process: NAD+ biosynthetic process. Gene Ontology annotation, molecular function: nicotinamide phosphoribosyltransferase activity. The coding region runs from base 2669 to 4279 and encodes 536 amino acids. NCBI's taxonomy places the organism in Eukaryota, Metazoa, Chordata, Testudines, Cheloniidae.
UCAAGGCAGAGGAGGAAUCUUCCCAAGUGGAGGCCAUUGCCUCCUGCAUAUUAAAAGCUAGUGGCUAAAAGCCCAUGCUCUCACACAGAUUACUCCUGGGGGCAUUCUGCACCAAAAAAAAAAAAAAAAAAAAAAUCUGCAAAUUUUGUCAAAAUAACAAUACAUAAUCACAACAGUUUCAAUUAUUUUUGUAAUUUAUUUCAAAAUACCUGUCAGCAAGUAUGUCUGUAACAAUACAGACACACACACAAAGUCCUCCAGGAGUAGAGAGUUAAAGAAACCCCUAUGACAACCCAGUUCCUGUUUCUCUGCCCCCUUUCCCCACCCCCAGAUCCCAGCUGGGGGCCAGACACCUGCACUCCCCCCUCAGCCCAGCCACAGAGCCUCCCUCCUCCUUGCCCAGCCACCUGCCCCCUCCUCCCCCAGAGAGUGAAACAGCCUGAUGCUUGGUCCCAGGCUUGCAGAGUUUCCUGCACCGCACUCUUUCCCUCAGGGCAUGUUGGGAAGUGCAGCUGCCAAGUACCCUCUAGCUCAGAGCUGGGCAAUCUACAGCCCACGUGUCACAUCUGGGCCGCGUGAAUGUCCUGCCUGGCCCCUGAGCUCCUAGCCGGGGAGGCUAGUCCCGGGCCCCUCCCCUGCUGUUCCCUCUUCCCUGCAGUGAUUUUGCCACGUGGGCAGCAGGGCUGCAAGCUCCUGCUGCUCUGAGCGGCAUGGUAAGGGGGCGGCAGUAGGGUAGGGGGUUCCAGGGGCCGUCAGGGGACAGGGAGCGGUUGGAUGGGGUAGAGGUUCUGGGGGUGGUCAGGGAACAGGGUGGGUUAGAUGGGGGUAGGGUCCCAGGGGGCCUGUCAGGGGGUGGGAGGCAGUCAGGGGACAGGGGGGUUAGACGGGUUGGGGAUUCUGAGGGGGGCAGUCAGAGAGCGGGAAGUGGGUGGGGGCAGAUAGCAGGUGGGGGCCAGGCUGUUUGGGGGGCACAGUCUUCCCUACCCGGCCCUCCAUAUAGUAUCACACCAUGAUGUGGCCCACGGGCCAAAAAGUUUGCCCACCCCUACUCUAGCUCCCUCCCACUCCUCCCAGCAGUGUCUUAUGUGCAAACUGGGCUCUGCUGGGUCCAGUGGCCCCUAGUGGUAGAGAGCACCACUGCCGCCCAUUUCUGUGGAGGAAAGUAAAUUCUGAACCCACAACAUUAAUUUCUGCAAAAUUCUGCAUUACACAGUGGCACAGAAUUCCCCCAGGAGUAACAGACGUAAUUUGUACAGUUGUGUGUGUGGAAAAAAAUUUAAAAACUAAACAGUAGACAGUGAAUCCCAGUGAAGAUAGAAUCUGGUGAUAUUCAAUACAAAACGACCUCUCACCCAUGCUUGUAGGUGUUCCUAUUGCUUCACACUGACUCAGACUUUCUAGACUUCAGAGUGAAGCUUGGGGUUAGUGUGUGUGUGCUGGCUGUGGUGUUUGUACUGACCAUCUCCCACUCUGUCAAAGAGGCUCCUGUUUACAGCCAAAAAGCUCCUGAUUUAUCUCCUGGAGAAGGGGCAGCUGGUCUAACUCUGAACCCCACAUGCCAGGCAGGCCAAUCACUCAAAUUUGGCCUGGCUGCCAUGACGAAGGAGCUCUACAGAGCAUUUGCUACACAGGAGGUAAACCAGCGAGGGGGGCGCAGAGGAGUUGGUCGCGGUAGGCUUGUGUGUGCAGAACUCAGCCCCACGGCUCAGGAGAGAUGUGGCAGCAGAUGCCUCCCCUGGGGAAGAGAGACCACCCUGCAGGGACCGCUCCGGAGUAGGAGCAGUGUCCUAGGCGUGGCUGGGGGGCGGGCCGAGGCACGUGGGCUCUGUCCCGCGGCGGUGCAGGAGCCGUGGCAUUCUUGACGAGGGACUGGACUCCGGGGAUGAGCCGAAGUGUCUCCAAACAACUUUCUCCUGCAGGCCGUCGUGGAGGACCAGUAACUUCUGCGGCAGCCCUGAGCCCUCUUCAUGCGGGGUUCAGACGGGACUCCGGGCCGGCCUGCGCGCCCUGCUCCCCUUCGGCAAGCCCCAGCCAGCCCGGCAGCUACAGCGGGGCUCCCAGCAGCGCUGAGGGGAGCUGCUGCUCUACAGAGCGGGGCUCUCAGCCGCGCUGGCCCCACAGACGAUCCGGACCCAUCCCUGCUCCGGACACUCCUCCGCUGCGAAACAGCUGUCUUCGGGGCCCGGCCUCCCGCCGUGGGCGGGAACCCCGGAGCAGCCCAGCACACGGGGCUUCCGCAGCCAAGGGCGGGGCGGGCUAAGCAGAAACCGGCCAGGGCGAGGCCUGAGCCACUUCCCCGCGCCCACCGCAGCUCCGGAGAAUCGAAAGCAGCGAGUGCUGCGCCAGCGCGCAUGCGCAAACACUCCUUCCUCUCUCCCCCCCUCCCCGCUCGGUCACCGCCUCUCCUGACUGAGCAUCUUUCCCUCUCCGGCCGCCCAGCUCAGGGGAGCGACUCCAGCCAAUAGAAAGAGAGAGUAGAGCGGCUACCCUUGUGGCGUCACCGCCUCGGCUCCGCCUCCUUCCUGCCGCCGGGCGAUCGAGUCCUACGACAGAGAACGUGAAGUGCUGACUCCGCCCCGCUCACUUCGAGAAUGCGUGGAGGCGCAGGCCCCGCCCUCCUCUGCGUGACCUCAUAGCCCCACCUCCUCCCGUCGCAGGUCGAAAUCUAAUGGGGGGGAGGUGGAGCGGUAGCUCCACCCCUCAGGGAGGCUCUUGGCAGCGAGGGGAGGCGGCGGCGGCGGCGGCACAGCCCGUUUGUGAUUGUCCCUGCUCGCGGCGGCGGCUCGUGCUCGGCAAGAUGGAACGUGCAGCGGCAGGCGCAGAGUUCAACAUCCUGCUCGCCACCGACUCCUACAAGGUUACACAUUAUAAGCAAUAUCCACCUAAUACAAGCAAAGUUUAUUCCUACUUUGAAUGUCGUGAAAAGAAGACUGAGAACUCCAGAUUAAAGAAGGUGAAAUAUGAGGAAACAGUUUUUUACGGGUUGCAGUACAUUCUAAAUAAGUACUUAAAAGGCAAAGUGAUAACCAAAGAGAAAAUCCAGGAAGCCAAAGAGGUGUAUAGGGAGCAUUUUCAAGAUGAUGUCUUCAAUGAAAAGGGAUGGAGCUAUAUUCUUGAGAAGUAUGAAGGGCAUCUUCCGAUAGAAGUAAAGGCUGUUCCUGAAGGCUCAGUCAUUCCCAGAGGAAAUGUACUAUUCACAGUAGAAAACACUGAUCCAGAGUGCUAUUGGCUCACCAACUGGAUUGAGACUAUUCUUGUUCAGUCAUGGUAUCCAAUCACAGUAGCCACAAAUUCCAGGGAGCAGAAGAAAAUUUUGGCAAAGUAUUUGCUAGAGACAUCUGGCAGCUUAGAAGGACUGGAGUACAAACUGCAUGACUUUGGCUACAGAGGAGUUUCCUCACAAGAGACAGCAGGAAUAGGAGCAUCUGCUCACUUGGUAAACUUUAAAGGAACUGACACAGUAGCAGGAAUUGCUUUAAUUAAAAAGUACUAUGGAACGAAAGACCCUGUUCCAGGAUAUUCUAUUCCAGCUGCUGAACACAGUACCAUAACCGCUUGGGGGAAAGACCAUGAGAAAGAUGCUUUUGAACACAUAGUGACACAAUUUUCUUCAGUGCCUGUAUCUGUGGUCAGUGACAGCUAUGACAUCUACAAUGCGUGUGAGAAAAUAUGGGGUGAGGACUUAAGGCAUUUAAUUGUAUCCAGAAGUCCAAAGGCACCACUGAUUAUUAGACCAGAUUCUGGAAAUCCUCUUGACACGGUGUUAAAGGUUUUGGAGAUCUUAGGAAAGAAGUUCCCUGUUGUAGAAAAUGCAAAAGGCUACAAGGUGUUGCCCCCUUAUAUCAGAGUUAUUCAGGGAGAUGGUGUGGAUAUCAACACGCUGCAAGAGAUUGUGGAGGGAAUGAAGAAGAAUAAAUGGAGUAUUGAAAAUGUUUCCUUUGGAUCUGGUGGCGCUUUGCUGCAGAAAUUAACUAGGGAUCUCUUGAAUUGUUCCUUCAAAUGCAGUUAUGUGGUGACCAAUGGCCUUGGGGUGAAUGUCUUUAAGGAUCCAGUAGCAGACCCUAACAAAAGGUCAAAGAAAGGUCGACUCUCUUUACAUAGGACACCCAAUGGAGAUUUUGUUACAUUAGAGGAAGGCAAGGGGGAUCUUGAAGAAUAUGGUCAUGAUCUCCUUCAUACGGUCUUCAAGAACGGAAAGGUAAUGAAGUCUUACUCGUUUGACGAAGUAAGGAAAAAUGCCAGCCUGAAGGACAGUGAACUAGAAGUGGCACCUCAUUAAGUUUAAUUCCAUGUCUCUCUGUGUAAUGAGUAUGUACUGCAUAGCUAACGAGUUUGUUGUACAGAUCUGUGUGUUUGUGUGUUAUGAUGCAUUAUAGCCAAAUUAUUUGUUGGUUUAUGGACAUACUGCCUUUUUUCUUUCCUUUUUGGCACCAGUCUUUAGAAAAGAGGAAAUUAGGAAAUGGUUCUUACAAUGUAAAAUCUGUUUAAUGCUGAAGUGUGCUUUUUAGGGCCCUUUGCCAGUAGUGAUUCAAUCUGGUAUUGAUCUUUUCACAAAUGAGACAGAGCAGAGAAACAUUUUUAUAUGGAACAGAAUAUCACAAAAUGGAUUUACAUGAAAUUAUCAUGAUUACUUUGUUUAUAUUUAACUUGUAUUUUUGUACAAACAAGAUUGUGUAAAAUAUAUUUAAAUUUUCAAUAAUUAAGUCUUUCCAACUUUUCAUGAUUUUUAUGAGCACAGACUUUCAAGAAAAUAUUUUGGAGGAAAAAUCAUUGCCUUUUGUCCAUUAAUCAGCAAAUAAAAAUGGCCUUAAAGUUUCUUGUGACAUUGUACCAUUUGAAGGUUAAAUCAGGACUUGUACGUACUUAAGACCCAUAGAAUUGCUGACCUCACUGUUCCUUGUAGUUAUCUGUAGUAGUCAUUCUACAUUAAAGAAAAUUACUGUUCUUGCUGGAAUCUUUAGGUACUAUAAACGUAUAGGCCUUGCUAGCAGUGUAUGGUAUGUAAAUGGAAUGCCAAAUUUGAAAGAAUUCUCUACUGCAACUUGUCUCUUGUCAAGUAUAGUCCACUUGGCAUAUGCACCUCAAUAUUUUAAGAGUAAAGUUUUUAAGAGAUAUCCUCUUCCACUACAGAAUAUACGUGUAAAAUACUGAUAAAUAUGGAAGCGGUGUAUUUUAAAGUAAUUAUACUUCUGGGUUUAUUUUUCAUAUAUUGUAAGUGACAUGACUUUAAAGUGAAAUACUGGACUGGGUAGUGCACUUUUUUUACUUUUUUGUAUUUUUUUCAUUAAUUUGCCUUUUAGCAGACUGGAUGUUAAAUUGUAUACAUAUGUUUAACUAUUUUUUGUUAAACAACUUUAAUAAAAUAUUACGCUAAACAAACUCCUUUUACAUGAAUCCCCCCCAGGGGGGACAUGAUACAGAGGGAUAAUUAUGAAAACAAAAGAUAUGAAAGGUACUUUUUAGUCCACUGCGCUUGAUUUUAUUCACACUCUGCAUAUGCUUGCUUGAACACCUGCUGGAGAACAAAACUGUCAAUGAUUUUUAGACAAACCAUAGAAAGUUUUCAGAUGUUUGACUCUACUGUAGAGUGGCUCUUAUGAGAAAAUGAAUCUCUCCUUUUUUAGAAAAGCAAUGGUUUCUGUAACGUUAUCCAUGCUAAAGAGCAACUAAGUCACUGGUCAUUGUACAGGUGUGGCAUUUGGUUCUGGCUCUAAUGUAUUAGCAAGCGAUGUUACAGGACAAAUGGUUUAGGAGAGAUCAAACAAUUUAGACCAAUUGAGAUAAUACAAAAUAUACUUUUAUUUGAAGGAAGGUUAAAAAGCCAUACUUUAUUGUUCUUACGGUCACACCAAAAAGGGCCACAUCAAAGAACUUGUCAUGUUUCUAGGAUGUUUCCGGGAUUUGAAGUUAAAACACUUAAGCCCAGUUGCAAUACUUUGUUUUAUUUGUUUAAAAAAAUGUUUUCACUCUUACUGUAUGUGAUUAUACACUUCGGUGAUGUAGAGUGUUAGUAAGAUGAUAAACACUGACCUUUUCACACCCUGGAUCUGCAUUCUAUUGCUGUUACCCAUAUUGUUCAUAUUUGGUCAGGAAAGAUUUUAACUCCAGAGAUAGGAUUAGUAACAGUUCAAUAGAAUAGAGACUUUCACUCCUCCAUAUGAUAUGUAUUAGAGAAUUUUAUGAUGUAUGGUUUAAAAAAAUAUAUAUAACUGCUUUCAUCCUGUACCAAUAAAGAUUUUGAUAACUAUUGACUACCCAUAACUGAUAUUUUUGUAAUUAAGAGCUGGGGAUAUGCUAUGAAAGCACUGUUUUCUUUUUGUCUACCAUGAAGUACACAAGUGACUGUUUGAUAUUAUAUCUAGAUUUCAGUUUAUUUCCUAAGCUGUGCAUGUCACUUUCUGAAAGUCGUGUCUUUCAUUUUAAAAUAAUGUUAGUACUUUAACCACCUGGUGCUAGUCAAUCCUCAACUCUUGCCACCACGCAUUUGACAGUUUGACAUGUCAGACACCAAAGGGUUGAUAGUGAUGUGAAAUAUAACCUACUACAGUGCUUGAACCUUACAAUAUCGUAAUUCUUCCAUACUGAAGCAAACAGCAUGUUUGGGUUUGCUUUAAAUAAUUAGAUUUGUAGCCAUUGAGAGAUUUUAAUUAUCCCCAUUUAAUUAUAGUACAGUGUUUGUAUUUAAAAAUCAGAGUUGGACGUUUUGUGUUAAUACUCUAAAUAAUUUAUUUAGUAUUUAGCAUAAGCAAUGGAUUUUAUAGGACUUCUUUUUUUCCUGAGAUGCAUGGCUAUGAAACUGAUGCUAAAUCUUUUUGUAACAAGAUCUAUCUUAGAAGAUCUGAGGAGAAAAUAGAAAAGUAUGUUUUAUUUGCCAAAAUUCAAAACGUAAAGUUUAAACUGUUUUUUCUAGUUUUACAUUCCUCCUUAACUCGUUUAGUGGAGAGUAAAUAUUCUUCACUUAAAUCUUGUGUUAAAUGUACUCAACAUCAAAUACAAAUAUGUAAUAAAAUGGAAAUAAAGUUUAGUUCUGGUAGUGAAA